Molecule: messenger RNA, 3101 nt
Organism: Osmia lignaria (orchard mason bee)
Lineage: Eukaryota; Metazoa; Arthropoda; Insecta; Hymenoptera; Megachilidae
Source: RefSeq, a predicted model, not a curated record
GCCCACGAAGUUGGCAACGAAAGUAUUUCGUCGGUGCGUCGUUACCGAUAGCGGCAGCACCUCUCGGGCCCACUUUGUCCACGCGGUCCCCUCUCCACGCGUUUGCCGGCACGAUCGACGCCAUCAUCGAUCGUGUUCUUCUUGUUCGUACGCUCAACGUAAGAGCACGUGCUUGCGACCACGCGAGUUUAUCGACAAGACCGCCAUAUUGAACACGCUAUUCUGUAUUUUCUCAGUCCACGCGCGUUUCAUAUGUAUUACGCUCCUCAGUUUAUGUAAAUAGUGUAAAUAAAUUUUGCUAAUAAUUACUCAAGGUGCGUGUUUCACUCUCCGUCCUCGCAGACCACGCUUUCGGUUACAUCUGUGCUUGAACUGCUUGAGCAGACACAACGUCCGCACAUGUAAAUCAACUCAGACGUGUAAGCAGUGCCGGCUUCGGCAUGGUGGACUGUUUUCGAUGCUUCCGCCACCGCCGAAGCCCAAAGCUCUACCAACCAACACUCUAGCUCCAGCUGGUUCCUCACAGACAGCCUCCUCAUCCGUUAAAACCACCGAGUAGGAACUCGGUGCAGCCGUCAAGCCGCCAAAUCACAGAAAGCUCCUCGCAACCGCUCAAGCUCUCCUCACCACUCCAACGUCAGAUCACACCAUCCGCAUCUUAAUAGAUCCAGGUUCCGAAAUCUCGUUCAUCUUCGAAGGACUCACUCGCCUGCUCAACCUCCGGAGACACCGAUCAUCCAUCACAAUUAUUGGUGUUGGUGGAACAAAAUCAACUGAAACCAAGGGUGUGGUCAAUGUUACACUCCAGUCGAAGUACUCACAACAGACUGUCUGCAUCCAAGCUCACAUGCUCACAGUCGUAUCGACAAUCCUGCCAUCGUUCUCGCUGAGAGCUCCAGACUGGCCUCACAUUAAGAACUUGAGGUUGGCGGACAAUGAUUUCUUGACACCACGACCAGUCGACGUAAUCAUUGGAGCAGAUUUUUACAGAAGGAUCAUCAAGCCAAAUAUCAUCAAGGGCUCACCAACAGCACCAAUUGCUCAACUUUCCAUUUUUAGAUGGCUCGUCAUCGGCCCAGUCAACGAAUCAUAUACAAAUACUAAUUAUGCACAUUUUGCAGUUGCUCACAACGAUCAGAGCAAUCUGCAAGAGCUGCUCACCAAAUUCUGGGUCCAAGAGAAGUCACCAAUGGACACUCCAAGCACGCUCACACCGGAGGAAGAAGAAUGCGAAGCACAUUUCUGUGCAACUCACUCUCGUGACAACACAGGAAGGUACAUCGUUCGCAUUCCACUCAAGGCACCAGCAUCUUCUGGGCAAUUCACACAAGAUUGCUCACCGAUGUCUACAAAGCACACUGCGAUGAUCCGCCAAGGAUUCAACAUACAACCAGCUCUACGUCGAGUUCAUGAAAGAAUAUGAAGAAUCAGGACACAUGGUAAAGGCUCCAGAUCAUCAACGGAUCACAUUAAGAGAGGCUGAGAACGUUGGGCCUGAUGGGGAGAUGACCUUGGCACAUUAUGCUUCGGCAUCAGGAGGGUUGAGGGUCUCUUCUGACGGUUCAACACCUCAGUCCUCUGCUCAUCAUCAACCAUAUUAUUUGCCUCACCAUGGUGUUCUACGCCUCGACAGCAUAACAGCGAAGCUCAGGGUUGUAUACAACGGAUCGAAAGCUACAACAUCAGACAGAUCAGUCAACGAUUUAAUGCAUACUGAUAUCACAAAAAUGUAUCGCCAAGUAGCAGUUCACAAGGAUGAUUGGGAUCUCCAGCGAAUUCUUUGAAUCGCUGAAGACCGCAAUGUCAUCCCUUACCAGCUCACAACUGUCACGUAUGGCACAAAAGCGGCUCCCUUCCUGGCGACACGAGCACUCAUGCAGUUUGUUCACGAUGAGGAUCAUCGAUUCCCUCUGGCAGCGCCUUCGCUCACACAUGGCAGAUAUGUGGACGAUAUCUUUGGAGGGGCAGACUCAAUCUCGGAAUUUGUGGAGGUCGCUCAACAGCUGAUUGCAUUGUGCAACGCGGGCGGAUUUCCACUCGCAAAAUGGCAUGCGACUCACCCAGACUUACUGAGGGCUGUUUCGUCAUCCGCACAAUCGUCAGCUCCCAUAUCAUUUGACGACUGCACUACCAAAUUACUCGGAAUUCAAUGGAUGCCUCAAACCGACACAUUUGGCUUCUCAUCAACGAUCACAGAUCAACCAAGUAAGUGUUCAAAAGGCCUCGUAUUAUCCGAAGUCGCUCGGAUAUUUGAUCCAUUACGUUUUGUCUCACCGGUAAUAGUACGAGCUAAAAUGCUAUUACAAGAGCUCUGGCUACACAAAAUCAAUUGGGACGAUCCAUUACCGUCUCAAAUCAUUUCACGAUGGUUCAUCAUCAGAGAAGAUCUCAACAGCUUGGCCAAGCUAUCGAUUCCAAGAUGGUUCAACACAUGGAGCAAUUCAACUGUGGAAAUUCGUGGAUUCUCUGAUGCUUAUCAACUUGCCAUGGCAGCAGUGAUUUACAUCACUGUCCGCUUGCCGUCUAACAACUCAACGACGUCAAUUGUCUGUUCCAAGACAAAAGUUGCACCACUGAAGAGGCUCACCAUACCCAGAUUGGAGUUAUCAGCUGCACUCCUACUGGCAAAGCACGCCAAAUAUGUUGAAUCAACGCUCAAGGUGACGAUCAACGCAACGCACCUGUGGUCGGAUUCUCAAGUCUGACUCAUAUGGAUCAAAUCGCAAGCAUCUCGUUGGAAGGAUUAUGUUCGGAACAGAGUCAUUCCGAUCCAAGAACUCACUCCACAUGCGCAUUGGAGGCAUGUUCCAGGUACUUCUAAUCCAGCCGACUGUGUUUCCCGAGGCAUUUCGACAAAUCAACUUCAACGACUAGACCUCUGGUGGAAAGGUUCUCCAUGGAUGACUUAGAUCAAGAUCAUUGGCCAGAGCAAAAGGAAUUCUCAACUCUAACCAGCGAGCUGGACGUGAGACCCAAUGUCUCACUCUUUGCUUCAGCUCAAAAGCUAAGUUAUCAUUAGGAUCUCAUUUACAAAUAUUCAUCUCUUAUUGAGCUGUAUAGACUGACUGCACUUUGUUUCAGGUUCGCCUCACGGCUUAAGA